Molecule: messenger RNA, 560 nt
Organism: Saccostrea cuccullata (small rock oyster)
Lineage: Eukaryota; Metazoa; Mollusca; Bivalvia; Ostreida; Ostreidae
Product: neurotrypsin-like
Exons: 4
Cellular component (GO): membrane
Source: RefSeq, a predicted model, not a curated record
AUGGGGGAAACAAUCCGAAACAUGGGAAAGGAGUUUUUGUGGGUUUAUUUUGUUUAUUUGGGAGGCAGUCGUAAUAGCAAGGGUACUGUCAGACUGGUUGAUGGGACCUCCCCGUCCAAUGGAAGAGUUGAGGUGUACUAUCAAGGUGUAUGGGGGACAAUAUGUGACGAUGACUGGGAUGAUAAAGACGCUGCUGUUAUCUGUACAAUGCUGGGAUAUUCAAGAGUCAAGGCCGUGGCACAUUCAAUCGCUCACUUUGGAGAAGGGACAGGGAUGAUCUGGCUUGAUGACGUUGAAUGUUAUGGAAAUGAAAAGGACAUUGAAAUGUGCUCACACUCUACACAUGGAGUUCACAACUGUAGGCAUGGGGAAGAUGCUGGGGUUUCAUGUUCAGGUCCAGAUCCUCAUACACUCAAUGGCUUGGUUAGACUUGCUGACGAAUUCUCCUCGUUAAAAGGUCGACUCGAGGUCUACUAUUCCGGUAUAUGGGGUACGGUGUGUGGAAACAACUGGGGAAGUAAAGAGGCCGGCGUCGUUUGUGCAAUGAUGGGAUAUCCAAG